Trichoderma gamsii is the source of this 927-nucleotide messenger RNA. RefSeq lists its product as hypothetical. The coding region runs from base 1 to 927 and encodes 308 amino acids. The transcript has a single exon. NCBI's taxonomy places the organism in Eukaryota, Fungi, Ascomycota, Sordariomycetes, Hypocreales, Hypocreaceae. The record is from RefSeq and is a predicted model, not a curated record.
AUGGUCAAACUCGGGUUUAAAUUCAACCUCGAUGAUGAGGACCUCGACCCCUUUGAUAUCUAUGAUGCUCCAGAAACCGCCGACCAGGUUUCCAUGUCAGAAAUGUACGAGAAGUGGCGAGCGCUGAUGAAUGAGACCUGGGAGGCGCUUGUGGGUAAUGCCCUUGUAAGGGAGCUUAUACUCGACGAGCUGCCCACAAAAUGGACCUCUACAUAUUAUACCGAUGCCUUUCACCGUUUUCUUAACCAACUCGAGUCGGCGACGAUUCACAUAUCUGGCAUACCAUAUACAGAGUGGCGGAUUAAUAUCACGGAUGAACAUGAAGAGUUUCUCAACUGGUUAGGUGCUGGGUUUUUCCGCCAUAUGGACGGACUCAAACAUUUACAUCUCCGGGCGACAGAUCCGCUCGGCCUCGCCAAUGAAUGUCGGCCUUACAAAGAGCUUCCUUUGAGUCCUGAAAACCUCCCUGCUUUACAACCUCUCACGCUGGAAGAAUGUUUUGUCAGCCCAGAGUUGAUUCCGUUCAUAAAACGCCACGCUCAGGUCCUCAAAUCUCUCCGCCUAAACGAAUGCUUCUGCGGGGAAAACUUAUCUUGGGCAGAGUUCUUCGAUCAAGUACACGAAGCGAUGCCCUCACUUACCGAACUGAUAUAUAGACACAAGGCACCAUUUACAAGAGAAGAAGAAGAAGACAUGUGGUGGGCUGAGGAGCCAGCUCUUCUGCGUGUCCGUCAGAGGCUGGAAGCAGAUCCAACACUGAAUCUGUUUCGGCGGGGAUAUUUAGACGCAGAUACAGGAGUGCUCUUCUUUGAUGAUCUCGGUGACGCUCUGAAGCUGUUUGAUCUAGGUGAUGAUCAGAGGGCAUACGUUCGUCUCAUGGGACUAGUCAAUAGAAACAGAGCAGAGGCAAAGGUUGACUAUAGAUAG